AUGGCGGCCUCGUUCUUCGGCCUCUGUAUGGCCAGCAACUAUGCCCACCUGAUAGAGCAGAUCGUCGCGCACAACCAGGCCUCGCGAGCCCAUUAUGCCGAGAGGCAUCCUCGUGGCCAACAGUUGUUGGCGGAACUCGAGAAGCCGGACUCAUGGAACCAUCAUCCCGUCCUCGGGGAAGGCGACGGCGACGAAUACAGUCGCCUCUCAGACAGUGAUUGGGCUGCCUUUCUGGACGAACUGACCACAGCGCAUGAAAUGGCAACGCGUCAAGCAGAGGCCGACGACGAGGAUGGCAACAGGGUCUUUAUGAAGUCUCUGCUGGCUGGACGCCAGAUGGACCUGGACGAAGAGGAGGCGGAAGCCGAAGAUCCGGGCCUAAUGAAACUGUUAGUGGGGCCUAGGACAGAGUCGACCGACUGGAGACGUGAAUUGGCCCAAGACGCGUCCAGCGAAGAGGAGGCCGACGCGGCAACACUGACAGACGAGAACAUCGACCAGACGGUACGCAGAGCUGAGGUGCCUUUUCAGAACCCACUCUGGGGGGAGCAUCGAGUGUCCGGUGGGUCAAGUGAGCUGGGUCAGUGGAUCGACUUCGCCCUCCUCGGAGCAGGAGCUCAGGAUGAGGAUGAGGAGGGCAUAAUCGGCCUCAAGGCAUCGGACCUCUUUUUGCAUCUGGAAUCUCAUAUCUUCUGA
Molecule: messenger RNA, 696 nt
Organism: Protopolystoma xenopodis
Lineage: Eukaryota; Metazoa; Platyhelminthes; Monogenea; Polystomatidea; Polystomatidae
Source: the annotation of a GenBank genome assembly